AUGGAGGAGCAAGUGCAAUUUCUGAAAGCAAAGGGCAUCCCUGCCGCAUACGCGGGACAAAGCGAGGACAUCGAUGACCAGAUCGCCGCCGGUGAUUUCGCCCAAGUGAGCUCCAACCAGAGCCAUGGGGAGUACCCAGACUGCAGGAGCGAGAGAGACUCAGGGGGGGAGGCGUCUCUCCUUGUCUCUCCACUCGUGGUGGCUGGGAUUGUUAUAGGCCUGGUCCUCUUCCUCUCCUGCAUCACCAUCAUCGUCGGCAGCCUACGCAAGGACAGCCGACUCCGUAACCCGCACCUCCGAGCUAGUUAUGCCCCAGAUGGGUUUUCCUAUGGAGGUUCAUUGGGUGAAUUAAGGUCUACCUGCCUGGAGGACUUUCCUCCCGGUUUAGACUUUGACUCAUACACCGAGACGCUCUCACACGUCAACAACAUGUACCCCGACUCACCGCCAGGCUAUGAUGAGUGUGUCAGUCCUGGUGCAACUGAGAUCUACAUCCCUACUGAUGACCCGCCUCCUUAUUCCCUAUUGGACCCAUGUCAGAGAGGAGCCGAGCGGGAGGUGGAGCCUAGAUUCUCCAGCCCAGACUCUUCUCCCCAUCAUGGAGAGACCUCGGCAAGCGUGUCUUGGUUUUCCCCUGCCCACUACCCAAUGAGACUGCAGGACCUAGAACAGCAGCCAAUCGCAUCCAUUUCCCUACCACUAGAGGCCGCACCUCCUUAUGAGUCUGUGGUGUUGGAGCAGGGACAGCCCCUCCCACUUAUGCCGUGUGACUUUAACAAGCACCAAUCCGAGGGAGGCAACGACGGCAUCGCCCAGCAGCCAGAAGCAAAUCACGUCCUGUAG
This is a messenger RNA of Lampris incognitus (smalleye Pacific opah), 843 nucleotides long. It is a transcript of the gene bean1, whose product is annotated as brain expressed, associated with NEDD4, 1. NCBI's taxonomy places the organism in Eukaryota, Metazoa, Chordata, Actinopteri, Lampriformes, Lampridae. The record is from RefSeq and is a predicted model, not a curated record. The transcript is spliced from 4 exons. The coding region runs from base 1 to 843 and encodes 280 amino acids.